Molecule: messenger RNA, 2142 nt
Organism: Ornithodoros turicata
Lineage: Eukaryota; Metazoa; Arthropoda; Arachnida; Ixodida; Argasidae
Product: cytoplasmic dynein 2 light intermediate chain 1-like
Exons: 13
Coding region: 798-1988 (396 amino acids)
Biological process (GO): intraciliary transport involved in cilium assembly; intraciliary retrograde transport
Cellular component (GO): axoneme; ciliary basal body; cytoplasmic dynein complex
Molecular function (GO): dynein heavy chain binding
Source: RefSeq, a predicted model, not a curated record
GCUGGCACACGCGAGGUGGUGUCGUCCGGCGUUGAAAUCGCCCCGGACGAUAAAGAACUGCGACAACGUCGCAGCAUUGAGUGCCCAGUCCACAUUGUCCAGUUCAUCUGUGGCCAGCUGCUUCUUCAAUGUGCUGUGGCAGUAGAUCGCUGACAUCUCCGCCUCUUCUAAGGCCCCGUAAACUUGCGCCAAGUAGUACAGCGUGUGAAUAAAGGCCCUCUCGAAGUUUUUGUGCGUAGUUUUGCUGCAUGGCUGCUCUCCUUCAGGCAGGAAGUAGUCCGUGAAGUCGUACACAACGACGUCUUGCUGCGCUUUUAUGUUCGAGUACAGUUUUUCGGCCCGUUUCAAGAGGUCGCGUGCUUUCGAUUUGUCUUCCCUUCCGGAGUACAAGAUUCCGAGCUGGUUCAAGAGGUGGAUGGCGAGCAUGCAGCACUUGGGAUCCUCGUAACGAUCCUCACCUAUUAUUUUGAGUCCGUCUUCGAAAUACUCCUGACCCAAAGACAGUUCGUCGGUGUCCGCUGCGAUAGUACCGAGAUCGUAUUUCAGAAGUGCGCGGACCAAAACUAGUCUGCUUAACUCGGUGCUCUCGUCACUUCCAAUAACCUCGAGAAGCUCUUUCAGAAUUUCGCGUGCUUUGUAUUUAGACCUGUAAGGUUCCGUUGGAGGGUCCAGGAGACUAUCGUUGUCGAUAAGUUUCCGUGCACGGUCGUAAUCUUCGCGUACUUUGGGUAACUUCGCAUCCCAUGCCGCAUCCGCCAUGAUUUUGAACGGUUAAAUUUUGCUCCGCCAGACGGCAGAUGAGUCGACUAACUUUCGGUCGUUAUGGAAACCGUAAACAAAUAUGCGUGGUUGUUUUCUGUUCUGGGAAGCUGUUGAACUUGAACCCUGAUAGGCAGUGUAUCUUUUCGGUUGUUGAAAGAGUGUCGGCGGGAUUCGUAGCAAUGCCAGCAGACAAUAUUUGGGAUGCCGCAAUCGCGUUGCAAAGAGAAGCGAAACAUGACAGUUCAUCGGAGUCAACAUUGAUUUUUCUUGGCAGCAAACGCAGUGGAAAAUCGAGCGUGAUGUAUCGCUUUGUGGAGCGCUCUGAACUUCCAAGGCCGUCCCUAGCGCUCGAGUACAUGUUUGCUCGGAAGACCCGAGGUGCCAGUUCGAUGAAAGAGGUGUGCCACAUGUGGGAGUUAGCUGGAGGCUCCCUGUCAUCUCAUCUGCUCGAAAUCCCUAUCACAAAGAGAUCGCUUUCAUCGCUAGCAGUGGUGAUGGUUACGGAUCUUUCGAUACCAGAAGAACUUUGGGUGACCAUGGAAGCGUUGCUGAAAGCUGCGCAGUCUCAGAUUGAAACCGUAAUCACCCAAGCGGAGAAAAGUGAACCGGGUUACCGGGAAGUACUAGAAUCAAAGGUCGCUGAUCGGAUCCCGAGUGAUCAUCCUGAUAGAAGCCAUCUAAAGCCGUUCCCAGUACCCCUUCUCAUUGUUGGCACAAAAUACGACAUAUUUCAGGAUGUGGACCCUGAGAAGAAAAAGGUCGUCUGCAGAUUUUUGAGGAAUGUCGCUCACGUAAACUGCGCCUCACUGCAAUUUGUAAACUUGAAAUCUGAGAGCUCUGUCAGCAAACUCAAGGCAACCUUAAGUCAUUUGGGAUUUCGUUCCAGUCUCAGCAAAAGUAUGCAAGCUGACUACAACAAACAGCUGAAUAUUACGGCUGGCGAAGACACUUUUCAUUCUAUUGGAGGGACGCUGAACGAUGAGACAGACAACGCGACGAAUGUCUUCAAAAUGCAGGAGCUGUGGAAAUACCAAUUUCUUGAAUAUUUUCCUCAAGUGGAACUAAAAACAAUUUUGCCAGACGACCCUUGUAAAGAUCCAAAUUUCAGGGAGAAAGAUAUUGAUACUUUGAGGACUCAAAAAGACAAGGAGCUGGAACAGUUUCGAACAGAGCGGGAGCGCGCAGAGCGUGCAAAAAUGCAUUUGGACUGGGAUAAGGACCUGUGAGAAUAUUUAUGCGAAUAAACGUCACGACGAAAGAAGCUCGUUGGGCUUGUUGUUGCUUGUUGGCAAACUCAUGUGCUUUGCCAAGUUCAUGUGCCUAGCCUCUUUUUCCGCGCCUCUUUUACAUAACAGGAAAUAAUAACGGAAAGUGUCGUCU